Messenger RNA from Nicotiana tabacum (common tobacco), 2196 nucleotides. Its product is annotated as protein IQ-DOMAIN 13. Lineage: Eukaryota; Viridiplantae; Streptophyta; Magnoliopsida; Solanales; Solanaceae. Gene Ontology annotation, molecular function: protein binding. The record is from RefSeq and is a predicted model, not a curated record.
UAACAAUAAAAAGGAAAAAAUAAAAAAAUUCUUGCCAGCUACCAAGAAGAAGUUUCAAAGUAGUUGGCAAGUUUUGAAAUCAAAAUUCUAAAAAGGACACACCAUAUUAUGUGUAUAGCAAACUGAAAGUGAGUUAGAAAGAUAACCUCGAACAACCAAGAAUCUAGAGAGAGAAAGAAAAAGAGAAAGGGUAGCUGUAGCUAAAGUUCAGUUCUUGUAUUGUAAUUUGCUUUUGGUUUUUGUUGCAGCUUUUCUGAUAAUGGUCUAUGGAAGAUUCAGAACACCAGUUGAGGUGAAAAAGUAAUGCUAGAACCAUGGGGAAGAAAGGCAGUUGGUUUUCUGCUAUCAAAAGGGUGUUUACACCCAGCUCUAAGGAGAAGCUACCCAAUGAAUCAGAGAAGAAAAGUGCUAAGGAAAAGAAAGGUCGCGGAAAACUGAAGCAUGGAGAGAACAAAUCAUUUAUUCCUCUCUUCAGAGAGCCAAGUAGUAUUGAGAAAAUACUGGGAGAAGCAGAUGAACAAAAACUACUUACUCCAAGAUUCACUUUACCUAGUGUCGACUCUCCUCGGGCUUCUUCUUAUAGAGUUGCCUCUCCUACUGCUACUUCUCCAAGAGUUGCCUCUCCUAAGGUUUCUUCCCACAGGCUUAAUUCUCCGAAGGCUGCCUCUCAAAGGGUUACUUCUCCUAAGGUCCCGACUCCAAGGAUUUCUUCUCCUAAAGCUACUUCUCCUAAGGUUAAUCGAAAUCGCAAAGAAAUCAGCUAUGCUUAUAGACCAGAACCAACUUUGAGGAAUCUCCAGCUUUCAGCAACCAAGAUACAGGCAGCCUACAGAGGUUACAUGGCAAGGAGGAGUUUCCGAGCAUUGAGGGGUUUAGUAAGGCUUCAAGGAGUGGUGAGGAGUAGUAAUGUAAAAAAGCAAACAGCAAAUGCCAUGAAGCAGAUGCAACUUCUGGUUAGGGUCCAAACUCAAAUUCAGUCAAGGAGGAUCCAAAUGUUGGAAAACCAGGCACUUCAACACCAAGCAUACAGGAACGAUAAGGACGUUGAGAGCAUCACGAGCAAAUGGACUCAGCUGUGUGAGGCAGGUAACCAUGAUAAUUGGGAUGAUAGUUUGCUAACCAAAGAAGAAGUAGAAGCAAGGAUGCGGAAGAAAGUGGAGGCAGUCAUCAAAAGGGAGAGAGCAAUGGCAUAUGCCUAUUCUCACCAGCUAUGGAAAGGUGAUCCAAAAUCGGCUCUGGACAUGGGAGCUAGUGGAUUGUGGUGGAAUUGGUUUGAACGCCAGCCACCUUCUGAAAAUGCAUACAAGGGCCAAUCUACUGUGAAAGAUAUCAACCUAACAACACCAAGAACGAUUUCAGAGCACAAACCAAGUCCAACUCCGCUAAACAAUAAUUUGAGACACCUAUUCUCGGAGUACAAUAAUCAUGAAUCGGUCACACCAGCAAGGGCAAUUUCAGAGCACAAACCAAGUCCAACACCUCUAAACAACAAUUUCAGACGCAUACUCUCUGAUUACGAUAACCAUGAAUCGGUCACACCAAUGUCAACCAAGUCAGCAUUUCCAACAAGGGGAAAACAAAUGCAUACUCCAAGUAGAACACCACCAGUGAACAGCUCAAGUCUAAGAAAGUAUUCAAGAACCAGAGCUAGUGCUACUAACUACCCUUUUGAUCUUCCAUUGAAGGACGACGAUAGCCUCACGAGCUGCCCUCCCUUUUCGGCUCCACAUUACAUGGCACCUACUGUCUCAGCUAAAGCUAAACUCAGAGCAAGUAGCAAUCCUAAGGAGAGAAUUUCAUCAAAACCAUCCAGUGACACAAAGAAAAGAUUUUCCUUCCCUUUGACUCCAAAUAUUUGGUCUUCCAAAUGGAGCAAAGGUUCUGGAAAGGAUUCUGCUUCUCGAAAAGAAGUCGAUAAACAAGAGUCUAUGGCGGAUCAUAUAAGUGUGGAUUCAACUGUCUCAAUGCCCGCAGUAGUUGGGAGGAGACCAUUUAACAGAUUUGUGUGAUUGUUCUUUGCAUGUUCUCUUUUUUUUCUUUCAUUUUUUUUGCGGAACAUUCUUAUUAAUGAGUGGGUAUGUUCACAGAAUAGUUGAUGUACAAUAACGAAGUGGCCAUAAGAAGAUUUUACUAUGAUUGAGUGUACUCAUUCUUUUUCAUCUUAUAUAUCACUGACAAUGGAUUUGUGUUUGGACA